AUGCAGGAGGCUGCAAGCAUUAGAGCCGACAGCGUGGAACGAACAGCGACACCGAAUUUUCCCGCCGAAUGUCCCGGAACUCCUUACUUGAACCACAAUGGUCAUCACCACGUCGUUACGAACGCUUCCCCACACUCGCCAUCGUCGUCAUCUGGACGCUCCGCCGCCACCACGGGCCCGUUGUCAUCGAAUGACUCGGGAUUCUCCGCAGGAGCCCAGCCGUCGGCGGAAAAACUGCCGCCGAAAAGCCCGCCGUCGUCCCGGCUUUCGUUCAAUCGCCGCGAUAGUCGUUGGGCAGAUAGGUCUUCAACGUACAUCAGUCAACACAAAUCCUCAGUAAUGGAGUCGCCUACUCGGCCGCAUCCUCCCGUCUACUUCCUGAGUCCGGCAUCCUGCUUGGCAAAAUCAGCAGACCGACUCGUCCGUGAGCAUUCGGAUGAUAGCGCCCCGCACCAAAGCGGAACAAGGCGCCAAGCGCUUGAAAUGGAGUUUGCAGUCAUCACGGCCGGAUUUUCCUAAAAACAAGAAGCCAGUGGGAGCGUCGAUGUCAUUUCAAAGGUAUCCUGCGUAU
Notodromas monacha is the source of this 571-nucleotide messenger RNA. Lineage: Eukaryota; Metazoa; Arthropoda; Ostracoda; Podocopida; Cyprididae. The record is from the annotation of a GenBank genome assembly.